This is a messenger RNA of Electrophorus electricus (electric eel), 4378 nucleotides long. It is a transcript of the gene flt4, whose product is annotated as fms related receptor tyrosine kinase 4. Lineage: Eukaryota; Metazoa; Chordata; Actinopteri; Gymnotiformes; Gymnotidae. Gene Ontology annotation, cellular component: plasma membrane; signaling receptor complex. Gene Ontology annotation, biological process: multicellular organism development; angiogenesis; vascular endothelial growth factor receptor signaling pathway. Gene Ontology annotation, molecular function: transmembrane receptor protein tyrosine kinase activity; ATP binding; growth factor binding. The record is from RefSeq and is a predicted model, not a curated record.
CGCGCGUUUCACCUGAGAACUCUUAUACGACCUUAUCGUUUCCUUCACUGAACUACAUCAGAAAACCAAGAGGCUUGUUACAAAAUUUUAAACUUUUUGGAAACCUGGAAAUGAAGAGAGAUUUAACUUUUUUCUAUAGGAUUUGGAUUGGGACUGCCUCUUUUUUAGGUCUGGUGACUGGGUUUUCUAUGACCCCACCUAUCCUCAACAGCACCAAAAACCAACUAGUGAUUGAUGCCAAUGACACACUGAGCAUCACAUGCAGGGGACAACACCUUCUGGGCUGGGCCUGGCCUGACCAGUCUCUUGAAAAAGCUGAGCUCAGUAAGCAAGAAGGGCAGCAGUCACCUGCCUACAUCCAUAACCAGAGGGGUCUGUGGGUGAAAGAGUGCCAGGGAGAGCCAGGGAAACCCUACUGCAAGAUCCUUGUACUGACCCAAAGUGGCAGUGACGACACUGGCUACUAUCAUUGUUUCUACCAGGACAUUAAGGCUAUCAUCGAUGGAACCACAGCUGCCAGCAUCUAUGUCUUUGUACGAGACCCUAAUAAGCCAUUUGUCCAGAGAAAUGAUGACAUGGAAACCAUCUUCAUAACAGCUUCAGACAAGCACAUUGAGGUUCCAUGUCUGGUCUCGGAUCCUGACCUGAACGUUACCCUCUACUCGGUGGAAAAUUCCAUUGUGCCUCUGGAAGGUAAAGAGAUCACGUGGAACAACAAGCGAGGCUGGUCUGUCCCCAGAAACAUCAUAGACCGCAUGUCCAUUAUCUUUGGCUUUUUCUGUUCUAUAACUUCACACAGCAGUGCAUACAGAUCCAACAUCUACUUGCUGAUGGAAACUGGAAGAAAGUUUUACGAGCUUAAAUUACUCCCUGAAGACUCACCCAUUGAGCUGAUGCGAGGCGAUGUUCUGGUCCUCAACUGCACAGCGUUGGUCGAGUUCAACAUGGGUGUGGAAUUCAAGUGGGCCUACCCUGGCCAAAAGGAGAACAGGGUAGUGAAUUUUCAACCUAUGCGCAAUAAAUUGGCACAUGCAACGGAAGCCAUCAGCACCCUCACCAUCCGCAAUGUCAACAUGAAUGACUCCGGUUUCUAUACCUGCUCUGCUAAUAGUGUGGACAGAAGUCUGGCACGCUCCACACUGAUCAUAGUGCACAAGGAGCCCUUCAUCAGUUUGGACUACAAAAAUGGUUCUGCUGUGGAAGCUACAGUUGGACAAAAGUCUAUCAUGUUGUCUGUGAGAAUGUCUGCAUACCCAGGGCCACUUACCCACUGGUAUAAAAACAUGACACUGAUAACAAAGCGGCCAGAGUUCAGCAGGUUCAGGUCCCAGGAUCAUAACCUGGAGAUCAGGGACGUGCGUAAAGAGGAUGCUGGCAACUAUACUCUGGUUCUGAAGAACAGUGCUGCUGCCAUAGAGAAAAAACUCCAAUUUACUCUUAUAGUCAAUGAGCUGCCUCAGAUCCAUGAGAAGGAGGCAGCAGCACCUAGUAACCCCUAUCGGUGGGGCAGCCGACAGACUCUCACCUGCACUGCUACUGGCUAUCCUCCCCCACAAGCUAUAACCUGGCAAUGGAGGCCAUGGAGCCCCUGUGGCCUCAACAUCACCCACAGAACUCUAGCUCAUAGAGGACAGCAAGAUAAGAUUCCUCUUUGCCAGGACUGGAUCGAUCUGGACCCUGAGCACACUGUGAAUGCUAUUGAGAGCAUGGACACUUGGUCUGAACCAGUUGAUGGGAAGUUAAAGACAGUGGGCCGUAUCAUCAUUCUGAGUGCAAAUGUGUCAGCUAUGUACAAAUGUUCUGCGGAGAACAAAGUGGGCAAAGAUGAGCGACUGAUUUACUUCUACGUGACAACCAUCCCAGAAGGCUUCAAUAUUGAAAUGGAGCCCGUGGAGGAGCCCCUGGAGCUGGAUUCUGUGCGUCUGAAAUGUAGUGCUGACAACUACACAUACAAUAACAUGCGCUGGUACCGGCUAGACCCACAGGCCAUGCCCCCCGAGGACUGCAAAAGCUUGUACCAGUAUGCCAAGGUCCUGGGUGGAGAGCUCUCAUUCCAGGCCUCCAGAAACAGCUGGGUGCUGGAGCUCAAUUUUACCAGUGUGCAGCUGCAGGACGAAGGCAACUAUGUGUGCGAGGUGCAGAACCAGCGCAGCGGCGAGAAGCACUGCCACCGCAAAUACCUCUCUGUGAAGGCCUUGGAGGCCCCGAGGUACCGGCACAACCCCACCAAUCAAACAGUGAAUGUCAGCUCAUCCUUGCAAAUGGAGUGUGAUGUGGAGGGGACGCCGUCUCCCCAACUCUCAUGGUUUAAAGACAAUCAGCCCCUCUUCCCAGUAUCAGGUAUUCUGCUUCAGGACUCCAACCGGAUGCUUAGUAUUCAACGAGUCCGAGAGGAAGACGCAGGCCUGUACACAUGCACCGCCUGCAACCAGAGAGGCUGCAUCCAUUCCUCUGCGAUUGUGUCUGUUAUUGGCUCUGAUGAUGACACAAAUGUGGAGAUUGUGAUCCUCAUUGGCACGGGAGUCAUCGCCAUAUUCUUCUGGGUCCUCCUAAUUCUCAUCUUCUGCAAUGUCAAGCGGGUGAACCCAGCUGACAUCAAGACGGGCUACCUGUCCAUCAUCAUGGACCCAGGGGAGGUGCCUCUGGAGGAGCAGUGCGAGUACCUUCCCUAUGACUCCAGCCAGUGGGAGAUCCCACGUGACCGCCUACGCCUUGGGAAGGUGCUUGGUCAUGGUGCUUUUGGAAAGGUGAUAGAGGCCUCUGUCUAUGGGAAUGACAAGAAAAGCAGUUUAGGCACUGUUGCUGUCAAGAUGCUCAAAGAAGGAGCCACAGCCAGUGAACACAAGGCCCUCAUGUCUGAGCUGAAAAUCCUCAUUCACAUUGGGAACCAUCUUAAUGUGGUAAAUCUACUUGGAGCAUGUACCAAAACCAAUGGCCCUCUCAUGGUUGUGGUGGAAUAUUGCAAAUAUGGCAAUCUGUCCAACUACCUGCGGGCUAAGAGGGAAUUUUUCUUACCAUACAGGGACUGCUCCCCUAAAACCCAGAGCCAAGUCAGGAGGAUGCUGGAGGCCGGACAUGUGGAGCAGAUAGGCCGGAAGCCUUCAUCCCCAUCCUAUCCCUCAAACCUUAGUUUCAUGUCCCAGCUGCAUUGCAAAAUGAGCCAGAAGAGCCACCCCUCAGAGAGGAAAAUGGAUGACCUCUGGAAGUCUCCUCUCACAGUAGAAGAUCUGAUAUGCUACAGCUUCCAGGUGGCACGAGGGAUGGAGUUCCUGGCAUCUCGUAAGUGCAUCCAUCGGGACUUGGCUGCUCGAAACAUUUUGCUUUCAGAGAACAAUGUUGUGAAGAUUUGUGACUUUGGACUAGCUCGUGACAUCUACAAGGACCCAGACUAUGUACGGAAAGGCAAUGCCAGACUACCACUCAAGUGGAUGGCACCUGAGAGCAUCUUUGACAAGGUGUACACCAGUCAGAGUGAUGUCUGGUCUUUUGGUGUGCUGCUGUGGGAGAUCUUCUCACUGGGAGCUUCACCUUACCCAGGGAUUCAGAUUGAUGAGGAAUUCUGUAAACGACUUAAAGAUGGCACCAGGAUGAGGGCCCCUGACAAUGCCUCCCCUGAAAUAUAUGGGAUCAUGCUGGCAUGCUGGCAGGGUGAACCUAAGGAAAGGCCCACAUUUCCUGUGCUGCUAGAGAUAUUGGGAGACCUUCUGCAAGACAACAGCCUACCAGACAUCUCCCUCAAUAUGUCUCAGAGUACAGAAGACGAUGGCUUCUCGCAGGUGUCUUCAAGGCCUCCAUCACAGGACGAGCUCAGACUGGUCUGCAACAGCCUGCCAGCCAGAUACUAUAACUGUGUAUCAUUCUCUGGGUCUUUGAUGGUGAGCCCAUCCACAACAUGCCACUCCCGGGUGAAAACAUUUGAGCAGCUACCAAUAGAGAUGAUCUCUCAUAAGUCACCUCAUGACAGCCAGACAGACAGUGGCAUGGUGUUGGCUUCUGAGGAGCUGGAGAGGUUCGAACACCAACAAAAAAGUGUUAUUCUGAAGAAUCCAACAACAAGCAACAACACAGAGCAUCUCAUCAGCAGACACCAGCCACCAUUCUUCAGCCAGAUCUCUGGGCAGACCUUUUACAACAAUGAGUAUGGCCAGUUGGCUGAGGAGGAGGUGAACGACUUCUUUUCCACAGUGGACAUGCCUGUGACCGAUGGAUCUUGCCUGGCUACCUCCAACCUGUAAUGGCACCCCCGAAAGGCCCGAAGGAAACUAUUUCCGUCAUUAGGUCUCCACCAACCCUGCCUCACAAACUGAACUGAUACCCCCCCCCCCCCCACCGUCACUGGGUGGCACUAUUAUUGUAGCCGCUAAUUUUCUAGUAUUUU